Messenger RNA from Electrophorus electricus (electric eel), 3966 nucleotides. RefSeq lists its product as uncharacterized. The record is from RefSeq and is a predicted model, not a curated record. Gene Ontology annotation, biological process: intermediate filament cytoskeleton organization; cell-cell adhesion; wound healing. Lineage: Eukaryota; Metazoa; Chordata; Actinopteri; Gymnotiformes; Gymnotidae. Gene Ontology annotation, molecular function: structural molecule activity. Gene Ontology annotation, cellular component: plasma membrane; cytoplasm; intercalated disc.
GAGUUGACUUCGAUAUCAAUGGAAAAGAAUCUUGCUAACCAAAAAGUUCAGGAGCAUAAAGUGGAAAUGAACAACUUGAACAUGGCAUUACAAAAGGCCACAGGUGAAGCACAAAAAGAAUCAUCAGAAGGUAAAAAGAAUAUGGCAAAGUUGAGAGAGCUUGAAAAUGAGAUUUUAAGAUACCAACAGACCAUAAAUAGAAUGACUGGAAGCUCUGAAAAGGCUGCAGUGAGCCUUAAACAAGAUAUCGCUAGUCUUCAGAAAGAAAAGCAAGCUGCGGACCAAAAGCUGCAAACUUUAAAGACUGAAUAUGAUGAACUUAAUUUCACUCUUAAAAAGACAAAAGAUGAGCUAUUGAGACUGAGUCAAGAAGGAAAAAUUAAUCAGUCAAAAAUCAAAGAGAUGGAAGCAGAACUACAGAAAAAUAGGUUGACCAUGAAAGAACUUAGCUCAAAUUCUGAUAAAUAUACAGCAAACCUAAAGCAAGAAUGUUCUAACCUUCUUAAAGGAAAGAGUGCUGCAGAAGAAAAAAAUACAACAUUGGCAACUGAAAUUUCACAGCUGAAAAAAAAGUUGGAGCAAACCCAAGGAGAUCUAAUGCAGAAGCAGAAUGAAACAGCAGCUGCUAAACUGAAAUCACAGAUGUUAGAAGAACAUUUAGAAAAUUGCAAAAGGAUGCUUGAGGACCUAAAAGGGAAACUUGAACUACAGAAGAAAGGCUAUGAGACCCAGUUACAUUUAGUGCAUUCUGAGAUGGAGCAAAAACUAGCAUUGCAGGACUCCCGUAUGAAACUGGAUUAUGAGAGAAAAUCAAAGGAGUGCUCACAUAGUACUGAAACAAUUGAGCGAGACAACAAACAUCUCUUGCAAGAGAUUGAGCAGCUGAAAGCAAUGCAUAUCAUUGUGACAAAAACAAAACAGGAGAUUCAACAACAGCUUGAUAGCUUACAUGCUCAACUGGAACGAACUGAAAAACAGAAAGGAGCUGUGGAACUUGAAUUGCUCAAAGCAAAGUCUAAAAUUACAGAACUGGAAUCAGAGAAAAUCAAGAUGAAAUCCAGCAUUUCUCAGAUAGACAAUGUCAGUAAAGAGAACUCAAAAGAAACAACCAGAUUGAAACAGAUGUUGAAACAGAGAGAACAGAAAUUGGAAAUAGCUGAAAAUGAAGCAAAAUCUGUUAAAGAGCAGGUUGCUUCAUAUAUCAAAGAAGUGAAGUCUUUACAGGAGAAGAAUUUAAAGCUUGAGGUAACUAUCAAUUCUGGAAACAAAUGUCUGAAAGAAGCAGAGUCUCUAAGCCAAACCAGUCACCAGUGUGCAAAAGACAGUGAGCUUGCAAAGCUAAAGACUGAGUUGAUAUUGACACAAAAAAUAGUGUCUUCAUAUGAAGAGGCAAAGCAAAAACUGGAGGAGGAACUUAACAAAAUAAAACUCACUUCUGAGAUAGCCACUCUGGAGAAGGAUAAAGCACUGGAGGAGCUGAAAAAAGUGAAACAGUACAAAAUGGAAAGAGUAAAUAGUAGAGUUGAGGAACGGAGGAUAACAGAAAACACAGUCCUAAAUUUAACCACACCAGAAAACCAAUCAAAGCCACUGAUAUCCAGUAGCAACCAUAGUUCUGAACACACAUCCAUAGUCAGGAAAAGCUCACGAUCAGAUAAAGGCAAGUCUGGGAAAAUUCACUCUGUAACAUUUGAUAUCAUCACCUCUGAGUCUUCCUGUGAUGAUUCUACUGAUUUGUCCAAGAUAGAUCAGACUGAAUCGAGUACCCCAAAAUUUCAAGGUUUAAGGGGACGGAUCAGUAUUAAAAAAUUGAUCAAAACCAAAAUAAUAACUCACGAACUUGCCCUUAAGUUGGAAAAAGGCUUGAUAACCAUGGAGGAGCUAGAGGCAUUGCUGGGCCAGUUCACUGGAAAACCUGCAUCAAUUGCUGGAAUUUACUUGGAAUCCAGGAAGAAAAAGUUAUCUUUUAUGGAAGCUGCAGAGGCAGGUCUUAUGGCAAAGACCUAUGCCGUGGAGUUCUUGGAGGCACAGGCUGCCACAGGAGCCAUCAUUGAUCCAACAACUGGUGAAAGCUACACUUCUUUAGAUGCUCUUGAUAAAGGCAUCAUCAGUGGAAGUUUGAGGGACAAAAUAACAGAUGCUGACAAAGCAGUCAGUGGUUACCCUCAUGGUGGAAAAAUACUUUCUGUAUUUCAAGCUAUGGAAGAAAGAAUUGUAGACAGACAUAGAGGGAAGGGGAUAAUUGAAGCACAAAUUGCUACUGGAGGAUUGAUUCACCCAUUAAUUGGUAUGCGGGUUCCGUUGGAGUGUGCCAUCGAACAGGGACUCAUAAAUCAAGCCAUGCUCCAUACUCUCUUUGAUCCUGUCAGUAACCCAAAGAGCUUCCACAACCCAGAAACAGGACAGAGAGCAUAUUAUAUUGAACUUCUGAAAAAAUGUGUUUAUGACAUAACUGGUGGAGUGUAUUUGCUCCCCUUUGGGGAGCACCAUAUUUCCAGUUUCUCUCCAGCCAGCACCCACAGAGUGUCGGUCAUUAACAGUGCUACUGGAGCAGAAAUGUCAACAUAUGAGGCAUACAAAGCUAACCUCAUAGACAGGAGAACCUACCUGUUCCUCUCACAACAGGAGAGUGAAUGGCAAGAGAUAACUUCCAUGGACUCUGAUGGAAAUCCUUUGCAUAUUUUGACAGACCAAAAGAGUGGUCGGGAGUUUUGCAUUGAAACUGCUCUGAGUCUAAAGAUACUUCAAACAAGUGAGCUAGACAGUUAUCGCAGUGGUCAGCUGAGCAUCUUUGAACUUGCUGACCUUCUAAUUUCACGGAAAGUUGUGAUCAAAGAUACAAGGAGCCCCAUUUCAGGGCUCUGGGAUGUAGCCUUGAAAAAAAGGCUUUCUAUUCUCAAAGGACUACAGCAAAACCUUGUGGACAGACUCACUGCAUUUAAGCUCUUGGAAGCCCAAGCUUGCACCGGAGGUAUCUGUGACCCAGCAACUGGAGUCAGAGUUCAAAUUGCAGAAGCACUGCGCCAAGGACUCCUGGAUGAAAAUUUUGCUCGACAAAUGCAGCAAUAUGAGCAAGCUUACUAUGGAAUAAUUCACCCCAAGACUGGAAAGACCUUGACAGUGACUCAGGCAAUGCAUGAGAACCUAUUGUCAAAAGAUGUUGGACACCGGUGUCUUGAGUAUCAGCUUGCAACUGGAGGUCUGAUAGACCCAGAGACCCAUGAUAGGGUGUCAGUUGAGGAGGCAAUCCAGAACUGCCUUAUUGACAAAAUAACAGCUGCACAGUUGAAAGAUGACCAUUUGCAUGCUAAAAGUAUUACCUGCCCGAAGACAAAACGAAAAAUUUCCUUCAAAGAAGCUCUGGAGAAAGGUGUAUUUGAUAGUCAUACUGGGCUCCUUCUGCUAGAGGCAAAGCCUCGUAGUGCUGGGGCUACAUCAUCUUUUCAAUACAUUUGGACCUAUCGGCAUUUCUGAUGUACACAAAGUUAAAUAAAUAGAUUCAUACGGAUAUUAAUGUUGCUAAUUGUAAAGGAAAAAGCACAUCCAUAAAUUAGUGUAAUGCAAGUGAUAUUAUGCAGAUUGGUGGCUACUAGCUUCCAUUUAUUUUUAGCAUAUUUGGAUCUAUUCCUUUAGGUACAAAUAAUGCAACAGGAGCAUUUGUUGGUAAAAUAUGCAUCAUGAAUAUAUGAAUAUAUAUAUAUCUAUGACUCAUUGGUUAAACUUUAUAUUAAUUUGUGUAUACAUGUGUAUGAAUAUGUUAAUCUAUAAUUAUCUACAUGUUUUCUCAGAUUGGUUGAAGGCAGUUUUACAGUAAUCAACUACAGUACACAAACUCACUUAAAAUUCACAAAACUAAUGUUACAUUUCUGAAACAAAAUGGCAUGGAAGUAUAUAUACUCAGUGAUACUAUUAGAAAUCUAGAUGUAAUGUCAGUUGAUUUACUUUUUUAUGUUUGUGUAAUUCAUG